AUGAAGGACAAGACGGUAGCAAGCAACGACGGCACCCGUGGUUUUAGCCCAAACGCGGAUAGAGAAGAGUCUGGGCGGAGGCGUUCCUCGUUCCACUGGUCACACUUCCCCCUGACCGAGAUGAACACCCGAGACGAGCGCAUCGUGUGCGCCUUCUUGGUCAUGACCUGCGCCGUGGUGCUCACCCUGUUUUCGGUAGGUAUGGCGUUCAUCUUUUACGCCGAGCCAGCAUUGUCACCGCUGGCGUGCCUGACGCCCGAGUGCAUCGCGGCACGCGAUUACUUGAGCGCCAUCGUCAACGCCAGCAGGGACGUGUGCAGCGAUUUCUACGGCUACGUUUGCGACUCGUGGCUGGAGCGACGAAAGGACGGCGGCAGCUUUCGCCGGGACACCAUCGCCGCGUGGGUGGCCAAGAUGAACGAGUCUCUUAUAAGCAACGUUGGCUGGGAAGGACGAAAUGCCGAAGAAAAAGGCGGAAUCCGUGUCAUGCGCCACGUCUACGGGCAUUGCCUCCGUUUCUUCACGAACAUGUCGACGGGGCUGUCGUUUGAAGCAGCGCUUAAUUCGGCUCGCGAGCAGCUCAACUGGACGCAAGUUCGUGGUGCCAGGACCUACAAAGAGAUCGUGGAGAAUGUUCUGCGAUCUGCGAUCCUGUCCGGAUGUCAAACAAUAAUGACCGUGCGUACGUUCAUCGAUAACGAUCACCUGGCCAUGAGGCUCUCCCCUGGUCGUUCUCUCCUGCGCAAGCUGACCACAACUGGCGACAAGGAGGACUUGAGGAAGGCCUUGGAACGCGUUCUCAAGGACGACCUGUCUACUAUAGUGAACGCCGACGUCACCUUUGAUGUCGACCUGGGCGGUAACCACUUCGCGGAAGACCAAUACGAACAGGACGUAGCCGCAGCUCUGAAAGACUUCCUGGAUGACACCUUUCCGAACGUUACAGCGGAGGACUGGGUCCACGGGCUGAACAACGUUCUGAAACCUGGCUACAGGCCUCUUAGUUCCGGUGACACCGCCUUCGCGACCGGUGCGCAGUUCUUAAAGAAAUCAUUGCGCAACUUGGCCGACGCGAAUGGUGUCGCGAUGACCGCGCUGUACGUGGCGUCCCACCUUGACACUGAGAUAUUGUCGUUGGAGUUGUCCAGAGAAAGGCUGCUCUCGGACCCCGAAGAAACGACGCGGUUCUGCGUUUCACUAACCGAGAGAUGCCUCACGGACUCAGGGCCACUCAUGGUGGCGAAUCUCAUGGACGUCAAAGAGAGUGUGACGGUUCUGCAGACCAUGUACCAGGAGCUAGCGCAAGCGUUACACGAUGCUCGUAAUGUGCUCGUUUGGCUUUCCGCUUCGAUGCGGAGAACAUCGGAGAGAAAAGUCGAUGCGGUGUCACCUGUGGUGGUGUCCGAAGACGUAAUGGACGACAUUGUCGCAACCGCCGACGACGCCGCUAAGGAGGACUACGCUCCUCUUCUAGCCUACAUCGAAGAGCAGCAGGACGCUCACUUUACCGACCUGUACCUGAAGGUCAUGGCGUACGGCCACCAGCGGCGAGCCCGCUCACCACCCGCAAUGGCGCAGAUGUUCGUCUUGGGCUAUGAGCGACGCCACGAGCUGGCCUACUCGGCAGCGCUGCAGGCCGUGGUGGUGCCCACGUUGUACCAGAGGUCGCCGUUCCUCUACGCUAACGGCGUGCCGCCCCAAUACAAUUACGCGACCGUCGGGGCGCUGCUGUCUGCGCGCAUUGCUGAAAUCGUCUCACCGGCUUCAAUGACUACGACGCACGCGAGACCCGCAUCGCAUCAUAACGAUCCUGGUCAUGGUAGAAUGGCGGAGAUGUACAACACGAGUGUCCUCUGCCUGCAGCGACUCCACAGUCGACUCGGUCUACAGCGCCAAGAAGUUGGGAGUGGCGAUCUCCAGCGAAACGCCAUGUACCAGCAGGCCCUGAGCCUGCGGCUGGCCUACGAGGGCCUCCUUGGGAGUUUAGGCGCUUACGCAUCAACUCAGGAGUUCCAAACGUAUUGGCCCGAGGCCCAGAAGACCUUCUUCGUCCGCUUCUGUCUCAUGUCUUGCGACGCCGUCCAGACGCCCGACCCGCUGUCGCCUCGCGCCGGCUGCCUCCUGCCCUUGCACAACAUGCCCGAGUUCGCUGCAGCCUUUGGCUGCGCAUCACGAGAGGACUACGUUGGUGACAAGUGCCGACUCUGA
Rhipicephalus sanguineus (brown dog tick) is the source of this 2208-nucleotide messenger RNA. RefSeq lists its product as uncharacterized. The transcript is spliced from 5 exons. The coding region runs from base 1 to 2208 and encodes 735 amino acids. Gene Ontology annotation, cellular component: plasma membrane. Lineage: Eukaryota; Metazoa; Arthropoda; Arachnida; Ixodida; Ixodidae. The record is from RefSeq and is a predicted model, not a curated record. Gene Ontology annotation, biological process: protein processing. Gene Ontology annotation, molecular function: metalloendopeptidase activity.